Molecule: messenger RNA, 351 nt
Organism: Cladophialophora bantiana CBS 173.52
Lineage: Eukaryota; Fungi; Ascomycota; Eurotiomycetes; Chaetothyriales; Herpotrichiellaceae
Exons: 3
Coding region: 1-351 (116 amino acids)
Source: RefSeq, a predicted model, not a curated record
AUGACAUCCGAUCAUCCUUCUCGCGAUGACUGGGAACGCCGCAAGUCGAGAUACGUGGGCGCAAGCCAUGCCUUCAAUGCUUCGGAACAACAGUACAAGGUCAAGUUCCAAGAAUGGGGCUUCCGUAAGAUCUUGAAACCCGGGGAGUGGCAGUCUAUCGGCCACACGAUACGUAAGAGACAGUAUGAAGAAAUCAAAGAAAGCGAGGUCUACCUAAACGGCGUCUUGAUACCAAGGGCAAAGCGACAGGAAGCGUUCCACCGGUAUUUUGACUUACCGAAGCUUCUGCCACAAGGGUACACAGGUAGCGUACAUGCGCCAUCAUCCUCGGCUCACCCUUUAUCUUUUUAG